AUGGCUGCUACGAACGCUUCCGCGGGCGGCAUCGCCAUCACCAAAACCCGGCUUCUGCUUUUUGCGUCGCUGGCCAUCACGUGGUGGUUUGCUCAUCUCCUCCCAAACUACAAACCCAUGCUCCAGGCCCAGUUCAAAUCACGGUUAGACGAGGCAAGAAUAAAAAUCCCCAAGAUCAAGGUUGACUGGAAGCCCACCAACGACCCGCGAGCCAAUUACAACGCCUCCAAGUUGGCAUUGAUCAUCGAGCCGCGCCCCAUCCCGCAUCUUGUGCCUCAGCUGCUGCACAUGACAUCCGUUGUACCUCCAGACUGGAGGUUCUUGUUCAUCGGCUCCAACAAGAGCGUGGUCAGCGUCGCUCGAAGUUACGGCAUCAAGCACCAGCAAGUCAUUGGAAGGCUUGACCUGAUGGUUCUUCCCGAACCCUGGGAGAUCGACACCAAAGAACACGUCUUCCGUCUGCUGACCGAUCUGCGGUUCUAUGAUGAGUUCCUCCCUGGCGUAGAAUGGAUUUUGAAGUUCGAGUCGGACAGCAUUCUGUGCUCCAACUCGCCCAAGAGCCUCAACGAGUGGCUUGAUUGGAGCUGGGCCGGCGCACCCAAAACCCCUGACGAUCGCUUCUCGGGCAACGGUGGCCUUUCUCUCCGACGGGUAUCCUCCAUCAAGAGGGUGUUGCAAUUCCAGGAGCGAUACAACGACACCGAAGCUGAAGAUGAAUGGUUUGGCAAGCGGCUUUGGGUCAUGCAAGGCGAGAAAGUCGCACACGGCAAGAAGGGCGUCCUGGCCGUGGAAGACGUCUAUAUGGAAAAGCCCAUGGGUUACCAUGUCAAAGAUGGCGGCCAAAGCCUUUCCGACAAGGUCUGGAAGGACCCGAAACAACGAAAGAAGAUUUUUGACUACUGUCCAGAGCUCAGCAUGAUCAUGGACAUGAAGUUGGAGCGCGAACGCUGCGAUGGUGACAACAAAGAGGGCGGCAUCGGCCCAACGGACGCCGAAAAGGAAAAGGCUGAGGAAGAGGCUAAGAAGGCGGCUGAGGAAGAGGCCAAGAAGAAGGAGGAGGAAGAGAAGAAGAAGAAGGAGGAGGAAGAGAAGAAGACGGAAGAGGAGAAGAAGAAGUCGGAAGAGGAGGAGAAGAAGAAGACGGAAGAGGAGAAGAAGAAGUCGGAAGAGGAAGAAAAGAAGAAGCAGGAAGGACAAGAGCAAACAAAGAAGGCAGAAUCAGACGAUGCGUCGUCAGUCACUCGCGAAGAUAUCGCCGAGCUCAUGGACGAAGAUGGUACGCUGAAGUCUGACAGCUUGGAUCCUUACGCCGACGAUGCCGAUGCUAAGGCGAAGGCAAUGGGCGUCGAGGCACAACUAAAGGCCAAGGCGAAGGCUACCUCUGUUAACCAUAUCUGA
Molecule: messenger RNA, 1398 nt
Organism: Colletotrichum spaethianum
Lineage: Eukaryota; Fungi; Ascomycota; Sordariomycetes; Glomerellales; Glomerellaceae
Exons: 3
Coding region: 1-1398 (465 amino acids)
Source: RefSeq, a predicted model, not a curated record